AUGGCGACCAAGCCCUACCUCCUCGGGGGGGACACGCACGCCACCUCCCUCGCGGCCUUCGACUCCGGCGUCGGCAUCUUCAAGUCGAGCGCUCUGGAGACGGCGGCGGACUCGGCGCUGGUCCCGCCGGAGCUCGGCGCCCCGGCGGUGGCGCGGCCGCGUCUGCGCCGGGACUCCUCCGGGUCCGGCAAGAAGAAGCAGCAGCAGCAGGAGGCGGGCAGUGGUGUCGUCGGGGUCAAGAAGCCGCCGCAGCGCGGUCUCGGCGUGGCGGAGCUCGAGCGGCUCCGUUGCGGGGGCGACCCGCUGCUCGAGCUCUCCGCCUUCGUCGGGGACGCUGCUGCCGGCGCGCAGGGGCAGGGCCACCCGCUGCUCCACUGUCAUCACCACCGCCACGACCUGCAGAUGCCGGCCUCCGCGUUCGGAGCCGCCGCAGGCGCGCGCUACUGCUCGCAGCUGCUGGCCCCGGCGCCGCCACCGGGCCCAGUCUGCGUCCUCCACCCGCCCGUGGCGCCGGAGCAGCAGUACUUCAGGGACCGGUGGAGCCGCAUGGGAGGCUUCUCCAUGGCGGGCGGUGGCGCUGACCACCAGUCCCCGUCCCAGUCCCAGCUGCUGCCGGCGACACUGGCACCAGAGCACCCUUCAAGCCAAAGCACUAUCUGGCGUCCUGCUGUGUCCUCCUCCUCCUGCCUCCACACCGGCCACCGCUGCGACAUCUGCUCCAGGAGGAUCAGAGCCUUGACAGAGAAUGGAGGACCACUGGCACCGACGCCUCCAGACUACUCCAUCUACAAUCUUGCCACAGCCAUGGCCACCGCUCGCCAGGGAGACGCGUUCUUGGCGCGGGAGAGGAAGCAAGGACCGGCGGAGGCCGAGGCGCCGGCGAAGAAGGAUGUGAGGGAGAUCGAGUUCUUCCCGGCGGCAAGCGCGUACCACACUGGCAAGAGUGGCCGAAUCUCCGUCCCCAACCCCAACGAGUCGGAGCUCACGGCGCCCUUCUCCUCCCCGUACGGCGCCGCCGCCAGCCACACCGCACCGCAGCUUGAUCUGUCACUGAGGCUGUAG
Molecule: messenger RNA, 1062 nt
Organism: Miscanthus lutarioriparius
Lineage: Eukaryota; Viridiplantae; Streptophyta; Magnoliopsida; Poales; Poaceae
Source: the annotation of a GenBank genome assembly